This is a messenger RNA of Scutellospora calospora, 738 nucleotides long. The record is from the annotation of a GenBank genome assembly. NCBI's taxonomy places the organism in Eukaryota, Fungi, Glomeromycota, Glomeromycetes, Diversisporales, Gigasporaceae.
AUGUCAAACAAACCAAUAAAAGCAUUUACAGACAACGAUAAUGCUAGCCUAACUGAAGAUAAAAAAGAGCAAAAAUUUGUUCAUGAUGUUUAUCAAGCGAUAGCACCACAUUUUAGUCAAACUAGAUAUAAGCCAUGGCCUGUAGUUGAAGAAUUUCUUAAAAAUUUGGAUGUAGGUAGCAUAGGUGCAGAUAUAGGAUGUGGGAAUGGGAAAUAUUUGGGAAUUAAUAAAGAUGUAUAUAUGAUUGGAUUGGAUCGAAGUUCUAAUUUAAUUGAAAUAAGUGUUUCUAAAAAGCACGAAGGUAUAGUUUGCGAUGCGUUAAGUUUACCAUAUCGAAAUGAAUGUUUUGAUUUUGCGAUAUCAAUCGCUGUGAUUCACCAUUUUACAACAUUUGAAAGAAGGCUUGCAGCAAUUAAGGAACUUUUCCGAAUCGUAAGACAAGGAUCAUAUGUUCUUGUAUAUGUUUGGGCUUUAGAACAAGGCAACGAGGCACGUCGUAAAUUUGAUAAAGAAAUACAGGACGUAUUCGUUCCUUGGGUUAUCCCAACAGAUAAGAAUGAUCAAGACAAAAAGAAAGUAACUUAUAAUCGAUAUUAUCACUUAUUUAAAAAAGGAGAGCUAGAUGAACUUAUUGAAAGUACCGGAAUUGCCCAAAUAGUUAAGACGGAUUACGAUAAAGAUAAUUGGUAUGUUAUUGCGAGGAAGGAAGGAUGUGAAAAUGAAAUCGAUAAAAUAUGA